This is a messenger RNA of Cydia pomonella (codling moth), 2426 nucleotides long. RefSeq names its product peroxisomal N(1)-acetyl-spermine/spermidine oxidase-like. The coding region runs from base 20 to 1624 and encodes 534 amino acids. NCBI's taxonomy places the organism in Eukaryota, Metazoa, Arthropoda, Insecta, Lepidoptera, Tortricidae. Gene Ontology annotation, molecular function: polyamine oxidase activity. The record is from RefSeq and is a predicted model, not a curated record. The transcript has 2 exons.
UUUAAAGUACAACUUCACGAUGAAGUCAUCUCGUAUGAAACCACUGUUCACAAGAGCCCGUGUAACAUUGAAAAAGCUUCUAACAGGGGAUGAUAAAGAUGACGCCAAAGAGUUGUCAACAUUUAUACAGCGAAGGCUGGCGAGCGAUGCAGUCGCUGUAGUGGGACAGGAAAAAUGCAUGAUGGACGCGUGCAGCAUCGGACCCUGCUGCCAGGAACCGCGAGUGGUCAUUGUCGGCGCCGGCAUGGCGGGUCUUUCCGCGGCAUACAGGCUCAACCAAUGCGGAAUACGCAAUUUUGUAGUUCUCGAGGCCAAAGAAAGACCUGGAGGAAGAAUUCAUUCCUGUUGGCUUGGAGACUCUGUCAUAGAAAUGGGUGCGGAGUGGAUCUAUGGAGCUUGUCUUCCUAAUUCAGUAUAUACUCUCGCAUCACAAGACAGGCUUCUACAAAUGCCAUUACCUCGCUUAGACCCCUCACGUGGUUUGUUCUGCACUAGCGAAGGACGUGCAGUUGAUUUGCCCGUAACAAUUACAGCUUACCAUACUUUUCGGCAAAUAGAACAGCAAGCAGCAAAUCUUUUCAGACUAGGUGGCGACUGUUGUCAUGGAACUUUACUUAAUUUUAUCGGUUUGCGUAUACAACAAGAAUUGCACAACUUUCCAGAAGACCAGAGGUAUGAUGCUGCCCGAGUGAUGUUUGGUUUGAGUAAUAUCUUGCGAAAUAGGUGUGGUGAUGAUUUGUCCCUUGUCAGUGCUGAUCAAUACGGAAGUUACAUUGAACUACCUGGAGGAAGUGUUAGAGUUCCGUUAGGAUACGUAGGAGUGAUGGCUCCACUACUUCGAGGCUUACCAGAUAAUAGCAUACGCUACAAUAAAGCUGUAAAUGUGAUCCGAUGGGGUGAAGGCGCUACUGGUCCUGGCAGAACAUUGGUCAAGUGCUGCGAUGGCGAAGAAAUAUCAGCAGAUUAUGUAAUCGUUACAAUAUCUUUGGGUUGCCUUAAAUGCCAGGCUGAUAAACUGUUUGCCCCGCCUCUUCCCGGAUGUAAAUUGGAUGCCAUUUGCAAUUUAGGUUAUGGGCUUUCUGAUAAAGUGUUUCUUGAAUAUGCGGAGCCAUUCUGGGUGUGUCACGAAGGUAAUUUAAAACUAGCUUGGUCUGCUGAGGAGUUGCAAUGCCGAUGUGAUUGGACUCGCGGUGUGUGUGCUGUAGACGAAUUGCCUGGUAGUAAGCAUGUUUUGUGCGCUUGGGUUUCGGGACAAGAGGCCGCCGCGAUGGAAUCUAUGGUAGACAACGAUGUGGCAGAAGGAAUAACGUUAUUACUGCGACGCUUUACUGGUAAUCCAUGUUUACCUUACCCCCAAAUGAUGCUACGAUCAAGAUGGGCUUCUGAUCCUCACUUCUGCGGGGCCUACUCGUACAUGAGCUGUUGUUCUACUGUGAGCCACCAAUGCGAGCUGGGCACGCCUGUGCCUGGUCCGUGUGAACCUGUGGCGCCAAAGCUACUGUUUGCCGGCGAAGCAACAGUCCCUGGAUUUUUCGCUACUGUACACGGAGCCAGAUUAAGUGGGAUCCGUGAAGCCGAACGUGUCGUACUCCUUACCAAAAAGUUCGAAGGACCGCCUCGAUGACGCAUACGGGUGGCUUGGUGUCCGUCUAUGAGUGGUGUGGUGUCAAAUGUGUGUAUGGUUGGACCGGCAUAAAAAUGCAAUAAGUAUAAGCCGGUCGAGAUUUCGCUAUACUAUCGCCACUUCACUUAUUGCGUUUUGUUACGAUUUAGUCUUGUCAGGGAAGAAAUUUGUGUUAAUAAACAUUGCUAAUUUACAACACAAAUACGACUUUAUUUUAAUAGAUAUGGGAGCGGUCACCACCGGUAUCCCUUAAGUUCCGGUACUACUAAACUAUUAUUCCGAUCCGUUAUUUAAAAACUUACUAGUACAUUAAUAGUCACAGAAAUUAAACCCCGGUUGUUGUGGGUUACCGCCGUGCAGUGUGAGAAAAAAACCUGUAAUAACAUAAAACAUACCCUAUAUUAGAUUCAGGGGGUUAGGUCCUUUGAAACUGUAAUAAAUUCAAUCACCUUACUGAUGAUCCCAAGUAUUCCAACCAUAUGGGACAAGGCCAAUUUUUAUUUUGUUGUUGAAUUUUUUUCGUCACAUUUCGAUAAAAUUUGGCUGGUGUGAAGAGAUCCUCAUUCUGGGCGGGAUAAAUACGAAAUCACAACUUUACCCGAAAAAAAUUAACUUAUGUAAUUUUAAACUUAUUAAAUUAUGUAAUAAAAAUUUUAGAUUUUUUGGAAAUACGGUGAAACUGCGCUUAUAUUGGAUAGAAUAGGGAACUCUAUUUACCAAAAUAAAAAUGGGCCACGUGCAUGUCGGGUCAUGCUCAGUGUAGGGUUUCGAAGUUACCAUUCAGUCAGAACCGGCCAAACGG